Chelonoidis abingdonii (Abingdon island giant tortoise) is the source of this 1267-nucleotide messenger RNA. NCBI's taxonomy places the organism in Eukaryota, Metazoa, Chordata, Testudines, Testudinidae. The record is from RefSeq and is a predicted model, not a curated record.
CACAAUCACCUUAACAUUCAUGCUCAUUGCAGCCACAAUAAAGUCAUUGGAAUGACACAAGAAAUGCAGUUGGCCCGUACAAUUUUAAGAUGAAAGACAGCUGAAGAGUGCAACGUGCAUGUCACACCCUCUGAGGCUGUGAUUAGCCCAAUAAUCACCAGCGCUGAGGCAAAUAGCUCCAUACAAAGGAGGAUUUAUGAAGGCAAUCAAGUUUGUUUGGUAACUAAUUAGGACCUCCUCCACAAACAGCAUGGCAGAUCCUCCACUCAGUCCUAGAAACUGUAUAAAAGUACUCACCACUCAGACCUCUUCUAAACACUUCUCCAGAUUUCAUCUCCUCGGUGAACUGGGUUUACCUCCAGUCCAGAAAGAUGACUUUCUCCAGCCUGUGCUAUCCAGAAUGCGGGGUGGCCCGACCCACUCCAGUUACUGGGAGCUCCAACGAGCCAUGCGUUAGGCAGUGCCCUGACUCUGAAGUGGUGAUCAGACCCUCACCGGUUGUUGUGACCCUCCCUGGACCAAUUCUCAGCAAUUUCCCUCAGCAGAGUGAAGUGGCAGCUGUAGGAGCACCUGUGGUUGGAGCCGGUUUUGGGGGCUCAUUCAGUUUGGGGGGAUUGUAGGUCUAUGGAGGCCAUUACGGAGGAUUGUAUGGUUUAGGGAGAUUAGGUGGAUAUGGGGGCCUUUAUGGUUACAGGGGAUUAUUGGGCCAUGGGGGAUAUUGUGGUUACCCAGGUCUUUACGGUUAUGGGGGAUUAUGGGGCUAUGGGGGACACUGCGGUUACCCGGGCCUUUAUGGUUAUGGGGGAUUAUGGAGAUACGGGGGAUAUGGCCAUAGGUAUCUUGGUGCAUACUGUGGGCCAUGCUAAACCCAUCAGGAACACUCGUGGAUGAAGGAAAAACCAGGAAAUGAUCGGCAAGAUACAGAUUCACCCCUGAUCUUUUGGGCAUGGCUUUCAGAAGUGCUGGGCAAACUGGGCUCCAGCUGAACUCAGUGGGAGCUGUGUGUGCUCAGCACCUUGGGCUGACAGCCAUGCUGCAUUUCUAAUGUUACGCUUUAUGACUCUUUCUGCCAAGGCUUUCCCACCUGUGUGCUGAUGCUUUCAUUCACAUGUGGACUCAUUCUGAAUUAUACGCAGGCUGUUUAUACGAACCCAGCAGUAUGAUGGAAACAGGGGCCUUAAGAUAGGUAUCAUUUAUAUUCAUUAUCGCCUUAAGUCCCUUUGCAAGGGGAAAAAGAGACCUUGCUGUCAAGGAGAAUUAGAUACCA